AUGGAAGGUCCCGCCGGACCAUCACCAUGUUGUAUGGGAAAUAGUGCGAAAUCUAUGGAAAGGCUUAGUGUGGAAAAUAAUUGUGAAUGUGACAGAACACAGAAUGAAGUCAAAAUAAAGAGUAAGAGGUACGGCAGAGGCGCCGUUGAAUCUGGGUUAACACACGAGUGCGGCGUCUUUGGAGCUAUUGGGACGGGAGAAUGGCCGACACAAGUAGACGUAGGCCAAGUUAUAUGCCUUGGACUGGUCGCACUGCAACACAGAGGGCAAGAAUCAGCGGGUAUAGUGACGUCAGAGGGCAAGAGUUCACGCACGUUCAACACACACAAGGGCAUGGGCCUUAUCAAUAAUAUAUUUAAUGACGAAGCAAUGAAAAAGUUGAAAGGCAACCUUGGAAUCGGUCACACUAGAUACUCGACGUCGGCCGCGUCCGAGGAGGUGAACUGCCAGCCGUUCGUGGUGCAUACAGCACACGGCGAGCUCGCCGUCGCGCACAACGGGGAGCUCAUCAACUGUAGCAGCCUACGCAAAAUGGUACUUGGGCGUGGAGUAGGAUUAUCGACUCACUCAGAUUCCGAGCUCAUCACACAAGCUCUCUGCUUGAACCCUCCGGAGGGAGAGAACAAUGGCCCGGACUGGCCCGCCAGAAUCAACAAUCUUAUGAGGCUGGCUCCUCUAAGUUACUCUUUAGUAAUAAUGCUUAAAGACAAGAUAUAUGCUGUGCGGGACCCGUACGGCAACCGCCCGCUGUGCCUCGGCAAGAUACUGCCUUUGGGGUCUUCAUAUGUCUACAAAUCAUCAUCAUCGAAGCAUGCGGCGGUUUUAAUGAAUGGGAGUGCGAAAAAUGGCGUAGACGAUAAGGCGGAAGGGUGGGUGGUGUCGUCAGAGUCUUGCGGCUUUCUUUCUAUUGGCGCACGUUAUGUACGAGAGGUGUUGCCAGGAGAGAUAAUAGAAAUGUCACGGCACGGCAUCCGCACCGUGGAUGUGGUGGAGCGUCCCGCCUCCAAACACCAGGCCUUCUGCAUCUUUGAAUAUGUUUAUUUUGCGAGGGCCGACAGUAUUUUUGAGGGUCAGAUGGUGUACUCUGCGCGGCUGCAGUGCGGGCGCAUGCUGGCGCGCGAGUCGCCCGUGGACGCCGACAUCGUGUCGUCCGUGCCCGAGUCCGGCACGGCGGCGGCGCACGGGUACGCGCGGCAGUCAGGCAUACCGUUCAUGGAGGUCCUCUGUAAGAACAGAUACGUGGGACGCACCUUCAUCCAGCCGUCCACGCGCCUGCGCCAGCUCGGCGUCGCCAAGAAGUUCGGAGCGCUCUCCGAGAACGUGGUCGGGAAACGCAUCGUACUCAUAGACGACUCUAUUGUACGAGGAAACACUAUUGGACCCAUCAUCAAGCUUUUAAGAGACGCGGGCGCGGCUGAGGUUCACAUCAGGAUAGCGUCUCCGCCUCUCAAAUAUCCAUGUUAUAUGGGUAUCAACAUCCCUACCAGGGAGGAACUCAUCGCCAACAAGAUGGACUCUUUUAAGCUAGCUGAGCAUGUUGGUUCAGACAGUCUCGAAUAUCUAAGCGUGGAAGGUCUAGUGAGCGCAGUGCACUACAACAUGAAGGUUGCGCCCAGCGACGGCGUGGGCGGGCACUGCACCGCCUGCCUCACCGGCGACUACCCCGGCGGCCUGCCCGAAGACGUCGACUGG
Molecule: messenger RNA, 1692 nt
Organism: Brenthis ino (lesser marbled fritillary)
Lineage: Eukaryota; Metazoa; Arthropoda; Insecta; Lepidoptera; Nymphalidae
Source: the annotation of a GenBank genome assembly